AUGAUUGUGGAGUUCAUAGAUCAGGUUGUUCUUGACAAUGGAUCUUUUACCAACUCUUCUUUCAGUGACUUGUACUUUUUGACCAUCUCUGGAGUCGAGUAUAUCAAACCAGGUGGAUUCAGAGCUGUGGCCGGGAUCAGACAACUUAUCUUCAGUGGCAUGUUGGUUGCCGUCCUGGAAAAGAGUGUGUUUAUGUACUUGAAUCGACUGGAGGGAAUAAAUGCAGAUAACAAUAACAUUAACGUUCUCAAGGAUGGAUGUUUUGGAGGCCUCGACACUGAGCUCCAUAACCUAAGCUUGGCAAAUAAUUCUAUCUGGGGUGUUUCGCGGGAUAACUUCAUAGGCUUGUCAAUGUUACAAAAGCUGGUUCUGUCAAAGAACAACAUCGCUCAACUCGGGCCACAAACCUUUGAACUGAUGCCGGAGCUUUUAAUUCUUAAUCUUGCUUCAAAUGCAAUCGUACGAAUCGAGCAAGGCGCUUUUCUUAAUCUGAACAACCUAGAAAUGCUGUACCUUGACGGAAACCAAAUUCAAGUACUACCCGAGCCUCAGAUCGGCAUAGCCAUAGGGUUUCGUGAAGUGACAGUGAUCCUGCACAGCAAUCCUCUACAAUGCGAUUGUCGUAUGGACUGGAUAAGCACUUGGCAGGAUAUCGUGGGUAAACAUUGCUCGGGUACAUGUCAAUUACCCGAGAAGUUCAAAGGACACACCUUGGUAACCGCGUACAGAGACCCAUUGCCACAAUGCAGAGAUAAUAACUCCGAGAUCCAUGUUGCAACAGGAAGCAUGGCUACUCUUACCUGUCCAAUUGCAUAUGCCUCCUGGGUUGUUCCGGGUAAUGUAACUCUCCAGAAGACCGGUCAGAGCGACGAUCAUUAUUUCCUCACCAACCGUGACUCUCUAGUGGUAUGGAACACCCAACUGCAGCAAGAGGGUGUCUACGAGUGUAUGACGGAGGAUGGAGACCAAUUAAUGGUCUACAAUCUCAGCGUCCAUAUGUCCGCAGCACGUAUUACAAUAAUAACCGUCUUCGUAAUCCUUGUCAUCCUCACUUUUGUUUCUGCUGUGUUUGCUGUUCGUUAUUGUUGUCGUCGAUGUCACCGCAGUCAGAAUCUAGAAUAUGAGAAUUUAGAAGACCAGCAACCGAGAGGGGAAGAACCACAACACAUUGGAAAUAUACAAGAAGGAAGUGUUGCCAAUCCAAGAAGGGAUCAUCUCCAGGACGAUUUAUACUAUAAACCAAACGGCGAUCACAUCAAACCUGACGAGCAGACUAAUUACAAAAUUAAAAAAGGAUGGUUCAAAACGUUUGGACGCAAGAAUAUUUGGGAAAGUAGGCCCAAAAAAAUGAAAAGGUUAUAUUCCAACGGCAUUUGA
Messenger RNA from Strongylocentrotus purpuratus (purple sea urchin), 1377 nucleotides. RefSeq names its product phospholipase A2 inhibitor-like. The coding region runs from base 1 to 1377 and encodes 458 amino acids. Gene Ontology annotation, molecular function: protein binding. The transcript has 2 exons. The record is from RefSeq and is a predicted model, not a curated record. Lineage: Eukaryota; Metazoa; Echinodermata; Echinoidea; Camarodonta; Strongylocentrotidae.